This is a messenger RNA of Phytophthora sojae, 816 nucleotides long. RefSeq lists its product as hypothetical. The record is from RefSeq and is a predicted model, not a curated record. Lineage: Eukaryota; Oomycota; Peronosporomycetes; Peronosporales; Peronosporaceae. The coding region runs from base 1 to 816 and encodes 271 amino acids. Gene Ontology annotation, cellular component: signal recognition particle, endoplasmic reticulum targeting. The transcript has a single exon. Gene Ontology annotation, biological process: SRP-dependent cotranslational protein targeting to membrane, signal sequence recognition; SRP-dependent cotranslational protein targeting to membrane. Gene Ontology annotation, molecular function: 7S RNA binding.
AUGGUGCGGACCAAGGGCCGUGCCAAGCCCAACGUGGCCGGCGAGCGCUACGACUCGAAUGCGAUCCCGAUGGCGCAGCCGACACCCGCGCAGAGCCGCACGCGGCCGCACCCGGGCGCCUUCAACCCGGCGGACCUCAUGGGCAUGCUCGGGGGCGGCGGGGGCGGCGGCAUGCCGGAUAUGUCCCAGAUGAUGGAGAUGAUGCAGGGCAUGGGGGGCAUGGGCGGGAUGCCGGGGAUGGCCGGCGGGAUGCCAGGCAUGCCGCCCAUGGGGGGUAUGCCGGGCAUGAUGCCGGGGAUGCCGGGGAUGCCCGGCAUGAUGCCCCCCAUGGAGCCCAUGCGGCCCAAGAUCAUCUACUCGUACGGCCUGGCGGAGGGCACCCCCACGGCGAGCUUCUUCACGUUCUACCCCAACUACAUCGACAACAAGAAGACGGUGCAGCAGGGCCGCCGCAUCUCGCAGGCGCAGGCGUGCGAGGCGCCGCUGGCCGACGAGAUGUCGGAGGUCUGCACGUAUUUCAAGCUGCCGCACGUGCUGGAGCCGGCCAAGAAGUACCCGCGCGACUGGCUCGUGUCGGGCCGCAUCCGCGUGCGUCUCGUGCGCGACGACGGCGCGCCCGAGAACCCGGAGAUCCCCACGCGCAAGGUACUGAUGGUCAAGAUGGCGGAGCUCAUCCCCAAGCUGCAGAGCCGCAAGCUCCGGCUCGAGAAGGAGGCCGAGGAGGCCAAGAAGAAGGCGGCAGCGGCGGCGGCUGGCGCGGCCACGGCGUCCUCCGGCGGCGGCAAGAAGAAGGGCAAGAAGAAGGGCAGGAGAUAA